Messenger RNA from Cannabis sativa, 1007 nucleotides. Its product is annotated as germin-like protein subfamily 1 member 17. NCBI's taxonomy places the organism in Eukaryota, Viridiplantae, Streptophyta, Magnoliopsida, Rosales, Cannabaceae. The record is from RefSeq and is a predicted model, not a curated record. The transcript is spliced from 2 exons. The coding region runs from base 90 to 770 and encodes 226 amino acids. Gene Ontology annotation, cellular component: cell wall. Gene Ontology annotation, molecular function: manganese ion binding.
UGCAAGAAAAAUCACCCUCAAUCAACAGCAAACAUAGCAUAAAAAUUAAGUGAUUUAUAGUCCUCAAAGUUCAUACACAUAUUUCAAUCAUGAAAAGUGUUCCUUUUCUUCUCACACUCACUGCCUUGGCCUUGGCAAGCUUCAUAGCCUCUGCCUCUGACCCAAGCCCUCUCCAAGAUUUUUGUGUGGCAGUAGAUGAACCCCACAAAGCAUUGUUUGUGAAUGGCAAAUUUUGCAAGGAUCCCAAGCUUGCUAAGGCUGAAGAUUUUUUCUUCUCUGGGCUCAACGUUCCAAGAGACACAAAUAACCCAGUUGGAUCUAAUGUGACACAAGUGAAUGUGGACUUAAUUCCAGGAUUGAACACUCUCGGAAUAACAUUGGCUCGCAUUGAUUAUGCACCAUAUGGUCAAAAUCCACCUCACACUCAUCCUCGUGGCUCUGAAAUCCUAGUAGUAGCUAAGGGAACUCUGUAUGUGGGAUUUGUAUCAUCAAACCAAGACGGAAACCGAUUGUUUACAAAGGUUUUGAAAGAGGGAGAUGUGUUUGUGUUCCCAAUAGGUAUGAUUCACUUUCAGUUCAAUCCAAGACACGUUCCAGCAGUUGCAUUUGCAGGUCUAAGCAGCCAAAAUGCAGGAACAAUAACCAUUGCAAACUCAGUGUUUGGGUCAGAUCCCGCCAUUAAUCCUGAUGUGCUUGCCAAGGCUUUUCAAGUUGAUAAGAACGUGAUUGACAAGCUCCAGAAGCAGUUUUGGUUUGGCAAUGACAACUAAACAAAAUAUACUAAAAAAGAAGAUUGAAUCCACAAAUGAAUAAAUCAUUAUAUUUACUAUUUUUUUUUCUCAUGUAUUAAUAAUAAAUAGUAUACGCUAUUUUAUCUGUAUUGCUUCAAUUUAUUUGGAAAACCGCCAUUAAAUCUAAUUUAUCUAUUUAUUUUACUACAUUAAUAAAAUCAUGUAUUGUUAAUAACAUUUUUAUUAUGAUCAUUUGACUCAAUUUUUGUAUUUAUA